Messenger RNA from Cooperia oncophora, 525 nucleotides. The record is from the annotation of a GenBank genome assembly. Lineage: Eukaryota; Metazoa; Nematoda; Chromadorea; Rhabditida; Trichostrongylidae.
AUGGAACACUCAAUUACGCGCACCUACGUUGGCACUACCAUCUACAUGGCCCCUGAACGCCUUCGCGGUGGCGUUUACAGGAGCAUACAUAUACCAUCUGAUCGUGUCCUUGCUGUGAAAUGCGUUUCUCUGGAUAGUUAUGAGGAACAACGUGAUAGUGCCAUAAGUGAAUUAGCUCUUAUCAAAAAGCAUGUAUUGUCGCAUUUUUUACAAUAUGUUGGAAGUGAAAUCAUUGUGGAUAAAGGUGAAAUGCAGGGCACACCAUUGCUGGGGAUUUUAGUCGAGCCCGUGCGAACCCCUCCCCCACCCCAUAACACUCUUCAUUCACUCGCUUUGCAGUGUUCCUCUUGUGAGUACGUAACCGACCUUCUUGGAGCUUAUAUGGAUUCGCAGAUUUUGUACAUCUGUUUGGAAUAUAUGGAUGGAGGUGCAGUAGGACAGUACGGUCGGUUUUUUUUUACCUUGUUCUCUCUCUCUCCCUGGCAAUACUCUUUCGUAGUCGGCUGGGUACAGAUGAAACCUUAA